Molecule: messenger RNA, 1436 nt
Organism: Pimephales promelas (fathead minnow)
Lineage: Eukaryota; Metazoa; Chordata; Actinopteri; Cypriniformes; Leuciscidae
Source: RefSeq, a predicted model, not a curated record
AAGAGCCACUGUUGAAAGUGAAAGGAACAUUUCAAUACGGACAUUUUGUGGAAGCUCAUUUCUGACGGAAGACAUCUUACAUCGACUGUUUUGUCAUCGUAUCUUGUUGGUGAAUACAUCUUGGGGAAAGUGUUGUUGAAGAAGCAAACAGGGACCAUGAAAUAUCAGAACUUUGAGAACACAGAGGUGAGAGGAGAAGGAGAUGAUGUUGAUGAAGAUCUUCGGCUGCUGUUGAUCGGUAAAACCGGAUCCGGGAAAAGCGCCACCGGGAACAUCAUCUUUAACGAUCGAGUGUUUAAGUCAGUAAUGAGCUCUUCAUCAGUGACCAGAUCCUGUAAAUCACACACUGGUAAUGUUAAUAACAGGAGCGUGAGAGUCAUCGAUACUCCAGACUUCAUCUUCUCCACUCGCACUGACUUUGAUUCAGACUCAGAGCUGAAGAAAGCUCUUGAAUUAUGUUCACCAGGAGCUCAUGUGAUCCUGCUUCUUCUGUCUUUAAGCACUUUCACUGAGCAGGAGAUGGAUUUCACUGGUUGGUUUGAGCAGAAGUUUGGUGAAGAAGCUCUCAGAUUUACUGUAGUGCUCUUCACUCAUGCAGGUCAGAGACACAUGAGGACACUAGCAGAAAUGAUCAGGAUGAAUCCUCAAUUAUCUGAUUUUAUUAACCGAUGUGGGCAGAGAUAUCAUGAGUUUAACAUUAAAGCUCCAGCAAACAGAGGACAGGUGACUGAACUCAUAGAGAAGAUCGAGAGACUGAUAUCUGAUAACACAAACUCCUGCUACACACUCGACAUGAUGCUGGAGACUGAGAGGAGAAGAGAGGAGAGAGAGAGGAGAGCAGAGGAGGAGAAGAGAGAAAAGGAGGAGAGGAGAAGAGAGGAGGAGAGGAGAGAGCGGAUAAGAGAGGAGGAGAGGAGAGAGAGAGAACACCAGAUGCAAUUAGAAAGAGUCAAAAUAGAGACAGAAAAUAGUGUGAGGAGAUAUAUUGAACAGGAGAAACAGAAGAGAGAAGAGGAGGAGAAAAGAGAAGAAGAGAAGAGAAAAGAGGAGGAGAAGAGGAAAGAGGAGGAGAAGAAAGAAGAGGAGGAGAAGAGCGGAGAUGAAGAGAUAGAGAGUGAACAUACAGCAUUAGAGAGAGACAGUGGGUUCAAACACGUUGUAAAAGAGAAUAAGUACAUAAUUGGUGCAGGUGUAAGUGUAAGUGUUGUUGUGAUUGUAUUAGUAUUCGUUCUCCUGAAAAUAUUUUCUUCAACUCAACCUUAAUAUAAUGUAAUGCCUGGUGGUUGACAAUGUAUUUUAUGAAGGAAGACAUAAUUUCAUACCUGCUAGUUUAGAUUAUGGAUGUUUCAUGUGUUCAUGGAGAUAUAAUAUCGCUAUUUGUUGCUAAAAUGAUUUACGUAAUAUGUCAUUCAUAUAUUUAAACACACACACACACA